AUGACUGUGGAACCACAAGACGCUUACAACUUGAUCACCAAAAACUUACAAGAAGUUUUAAACCCACAAAUCAUUAAGAAUGUCCUAGAAGUGGAAAAGAGACCAUUGAAAUUAUAUUGGGGGACUGCACCAACUGGUAAGCCUCAUUGUGGUUACUUCGUCCCAAUGACCAAAUUAGCAGAUUUCUUAAAGGCUGGUUGUGAAGUGACAGUCUUAUUGGCUGAUUUACAUGCUUUCUUAGAUAAUAUGAAAGCUCCAUUAGAUGUAGUUAAUUAUAGAGCAAAAUACUAUGAAUUCACCAUUAAAGCUAUUCUAAGAAGUAUUAACGUUCCAAUUGAAAAAUUGAAAUUCGUAGUUGGAUCUUCUUACCAAUUAACACAAGAUUAUACUUUAGAUAUCUUUAGAAUGGCUAAUAUAGUUAGCCAAAAUGAUGCUAAGAGAGCCGGUGCUGAUGUCGUUAAACAAGUGGCAAAUCCAUUAUUAAGUGGUUUAAUUUAUCCAUUAAUGCAAGCAUUAGAUGAACAUUUCUUAGACGUGGACGCUCAAUUCGGUGGUGUGGAUCAAAGAAAAAUCUUCGUCCUAGCUGAAGAAAAUUUACAAAGUUUGGGUUACAAAAAGAGAGCUCAUUUAAUGAAUCCAAUGGUACCAGGGUUAACUCAAGGUGGGAAAAUGUCUGCCUCAGAUCCAAAUUCUAAGAUUGAUCUUUUGGAAGAACCAAAAGUUGUGAAGAAGAAAAUUAAUAGUGCCUUUUGUAGUCCAGGUAACGUUGAAGAUAAUGGAUUAUUAUCAUUUGUUGAAUACGUUAUUGCUCCAAUUCAAGAAUUGAAAUACGGAUCAAAUCAUUUCGAAUUCUUUAUCGAUAGACCUGAAAAAUUCGGUGGUCCAGUUACUUUCAAUUCUUUCCAAGAUUUGAAACAAGCAUUUAAAGAUGAAAAAUUGUCUCCACCUGAUUUGAAAACUGGAGUCGCUGAUGCAAUCAAUCUUUUAUUAGAGCCAAUAAGAAAGGAAUUCGAAACUAAUCAAGAAUAUAGAGAAGCUCAAGAAAAGGGUUAUCCUGUUGUCGUGCCAGGAAAGGCCAAGAAGGUUAAGAAACCAAAGAAUAAAGGUUCAAGAUACCCAGGUGCUCAAAAACCUGAACAAGAAGAUGAAUUAUCUAAAAAAUUAGAAGAUGCUAAAAUAACAGAUGAAGCUACUAAAUAA
Naumovozyma dairenensis CBS 421 is the source of this 1200-nucleotide messenger RNA. RefSeq names its product tyrosine--tRNA ligase TYS1 (gene TYS1). Gene Ontology annotation, biological process: tyrosyl-tRNA aminoacylation. Gene Ontology annotation, molecular function: ATP binding; tyrosine-tRNA ligase activity. The record is from RefSeq and is a predicted model, not a curated record. The transcript has a single exon. Bases 1 to 1200 code for a protein of 399 amino acids. Lineage: Eukaryota; Fungi; Ascomycota; Saccharomycetes; Saccharomycetales; Saccharomycetaceae.